AUGUUCCUCAGGGUGCUGCUCCUGUCCCUCUGGUGUUGGGACUCGGUGCAGUUGGUCUCGGGGUCCGGUCUGUGUUCAGGAUCAGUGCAGAUCUGGGACAGGUCCUGGACCGGGGUCUGUGACGGGGACUUGGACCAGCGGGGGGCAGAGGUGCUGUGCAGGGAGCUGGGCUGUGGGGCUCCUUCUCUCCUCCAGGGGGCGCUCUCUCCUCUGGGGCAGACGUUCCACUGUGAGGGUCAUGAGUCUGCUCUGAUGGACUGUCCCCGCUCCAACUCAAGGACCUGCUCCUCUGGAGCCACUGUCCACCUCAUCUGCUCAGAGCCGAUCAGGUUGGUGGGAGGAGCCAGUCGCUGUUCUGGGACUGUGGAGGUCAAACACAGAGGAGAGUGGAGACGGAUGUAUGUUCCCUCUACUCGUUGGGACCAGGAGGACACAGCUGCUGUGUGCAGAGACCUGGACUGUGGCUCUGCUGUUUAUGGAGAACAGAGAGGUGGAUUUCCAUGGACUGGUGUGUGGGAGGUAUCAACUGACUGUGUGAGGAAGUCUUCAGUGAGAGAAUGUUCCACUGGUUCAUCCUCCACUUCCUUUGGUCUGGAGGUGAAGUGUUCAGACUCGGUGCGGUUGGUCUCGGGGUCCGGUCUGUGUUCAGGAUCAGUGCAGAUCUGGGACGGGUCCUGGACCGGGGUCUGUGACGGGGACUUGGACCAGCGGGGGGCAGAGGUGCUGUGCAGGGAGCUGGGGCUGUGGGGCUCCUUCUCUCUCCUCCAGGGGGCGCUCUCUCCUCUGGGGCAGAUGUUCCACUGUGAGGGUCAUGAGUCUGCUCUGAUGGACUGUCCCCGCUCCAACUCAAGCACCUGCUCCUCUGGAGCCACUGUCAACCUCACCUGCUCAGAGCCAAUCAGGUUGGUGGGAGGAGCCAAUCGCUGUUCUGGAACUGUGGAGGUGAAACUCGGAGGAGAGUGGAGACGAGUGUCUCAACUCUAUAGACUCUGGGACCAGGAGGACACAACUGUUGUGUGCAGAGACCUGAACUGUGGCUCUGCUGUGCGUGGAGAAAGCAGAGAUGAUUUUCCCCAGAGUCCUGUGUGGGAGAUCACAUCUGACUGUGUGAGGAAGUCUUCAGUGAGAAGAUGUGUCAUCGGUUCCUCCUCCUCCUCUUCCUUGGGUGUGGACGUGAAGUGUUCAGAGGCGGUGUCAGGGAGAGGCUCCAACAGAGAUCUCGCUCCUGUUUGGACCAGUGUGAGAAAGAAACAUAAACUGAUUCAGUCCCGGUUCGUCCUGAUCCAGACCUGGUUCUCGGACAUGUUCCUCAGGGUGCUGCUCCUGUCCCUCUGGUGUUGGGGGGUCCUGUGUGCAGGGGUCCAGGGAGAAAACGACAGCCCAGGAGAGCUCAGGUUGGUGGGAGGAGCCAGUCGCUGUUCUGGGGCUCUGGAGGUGAAACAUGAAGGAGAGUGGAGAAAAGUGUUUGACCGCAAAUCACUCUGGGGUCACGAGGCCACAGCUGUUGUGUGCAGAGACCUGGACUGUGGCUCUGCUCUUUAUGGAGAAAAGAAAUUUGAGUUUUCAAGUCGUCCUGUGUGGUUGGUCUCAUCUGAUUGUGUGAAGAAGUCUUCAGUGAGAGAAUGUGUCUCUGGAUUUUACUCGUUCUCCUUCUGGCAUGUGGAGGUGAAUUGUUCAGAGUCGGUGCGGUUGGUCUCGGGGUCCAGUCUGUGUUCAGGAUCAGUGCAGAUCUGGAACGGGUCCUGGACCGGGGUCUGUGACGGGGACUUGGACCAGCGGGGGGCAGAGGUGCUGUGCAGGGAGCUGGACUGUGGGGCUCCUUCUCUCCUCCAGGGGGCGCUCUCUCCUCUGGGGCAGACGUUCCACUGUGAGGGCCAUGAGUCUGCUCUGAUGGACUGUCCCCGCUCCAACUCAAGGACCUGCUCCUCUGGAGCCACUGUCAACCUCACCUGCUCAGAGCCGCUCAGAUUGGUGGGAGGAGCCAGUCGCUGUUCUGGGACUCUGGAGGUGAAACACAGAGGAGACUGGGGACGAGUGUAUGAGCCCUUUAUACAGUGGGACCAGGAGUCUACAGCUGCUGUCUGCAGAGACCUGGACUGUGGCUCUGCUGUUUAUGGAGGAUACAGAGAGGAUUUUCCAGAGAGUCCUGUGUGGAGCUUCUAUCCUGACUGUGUGAAGAAGUCUUCAGUGAGAGGAUGUGUCUUUCGUUUAUCCUCCUCUCCAUAUGGUCUGGAGGUGAAGUGUUCAGACUCGGUGCGGUUGGACUCGGGGUCCGGUCUGUGUUCAGGAUCAGUGCAGAUCUGGGACGGGUUCUGGACCGGGGUCUGUGACGGGGACUUGGACCAGCGGGGGGCAGAGGUGCUGUGCAGGGAGCUGGACUGUGGGGCUCCUUCUCUCCUCCAGGGGGCGCUCUCUCCUCUGGGGCAGACAUUCCACUGUGAGGGUCAUGAGUCUGCUCUGAUGGACUGUCCCCGCUCCAACUCAAGCACCUGCUCCUCUGGAGCCACUGUCAACCUCACCUGCUCAGAGCCCCUCAGGUUGGUGGGAGGAGCCAGUCGCUGUAAUGGGACUGUGGAGGUGAGACACAGAGGAGAGUGGAGACGGCUGCAUGAGACCUUUACACUCUGGGACCAGGAGCUUACAGCUGCUGUGUGCAGAGCCCUGGACUGUGGCUCUGUUGUUUAUGGAAAAGAGAGACUUGAUUUUCCAUGGAGUCCUGUGUGGAACGUCUCAUCUAAGUGUAUGAAGAAGUCUUCAGUGAGAGGAUGUGUCUAUGGUUCCUUCUCCUCUUCCUGGGGUGUGGACGUGAUGUGUUCAGACUCGGUGCGGUUGGUCUCGGGGUCCGGUCUGUGUUCAGGAUCAGUGCAGAUCUGGGACGGGUCCUGGACCGGGGUCUGUGACGGGGACUUGGGCCAGCGGGGGGCAGAGGUGCUGUGCAGGGAGCUGGGCUGUGGGGCUCCUUCUCUCCUCCAGGGGGCGCUCUCUCCUCUGGGGCAGACGUUCCACUGUGAGGGCCAUGAGUCUGCUCUGAUGGACUGUCCCCGCUCCAACUCAAGCACCUGCUCCUCUGGAGCCACUGUCAACCUCACCUGCUCAGACCCAAUCAGGUUGGUGGGAGGAGCCAGUCGCUGUAAUGGGACUCUGGAGGUGAAAUAUGAAGGAGAGUGGAGACGAGUGUUUGAGCACUUUAGACUCUGGGGCCAUGAGGACACAGCUGCUGUGUGCAGAGACCUGGACUGUGGCUCUGCUGUUAAUGAAGAAAGCAGAGAUGAUUUUCCACAGAAUCCUGUGUGGUUGGUCACACCUGAAUGUGUGAAGGAGUCUUCAGUGAGAGAAUGUGUCUAUGGUUCAGUCUCCUCUUCCGGGGGUGUGAACGUGAUGUGCUCAGAGUCGGUGCGGUUGGUCUCGGGGUCCGGUCUGUGUUCAGGAUCAGUGCAGAUCUGGAACGGGUCCUGGACCGGGGUCUGUGACGGGGACUUGGACCAGCGGGGGGCAGAGGUGCUGUGCAGGGAGCUGGGCUGUGGGGCUCCUUCUCUCCUCCAGGGGGCGCUCUCUCCUCUGGGGCAGACGUUCCACUGUGAGGGACAUGAGUCUGCUCUGAUGGACUGUCCCCGCUCCAACUCAAGGACCUGCUCCUCUGGAGCCACUGUCAACCUCACCUGCUCAGAGCCGCUCAGGUUGGUGGGAGGAGCCAGUCGCUGUAAUGGGACUCUGGAGGUGAAACACAGAGGAGAGUGGAGACCUGUGUCUUACAGCCCAUUAGUCUGGGACCAGGACGACACAGCUGCUGUGUGCAGAGACCUGAACUGUGGCUCUGGUCUUUAUGGAGGUCGCAGAUCUGAUGAAGAUCUGAAUUUGGAAGCGAAACCUGUGUGGGAGCUCACACCUGACUGUGUGAAGAAGUCUUCAGUGAGAGGAUGUGUCUCUCAGUCAGAACACUCUCGGUGGAGUGUGGAGAUGAUGUGUUCAGACUCGGUGCGGUUGGUCUCGGGGUCCGGUCUGUGUUCAGGAUCAGUGCAGAUCUGGAAUGGGUCCUGGACCGGGGUCUGUGACGGGGACUUGGACCAGCGGGGGGCAGAGGUGCUGUGCAGGGAGCUGGGCUGUGGGGCUCCUUCUCUCCUCCAGGGGGCGCUCUCUCCUCUGGGGCAGACGUUCCACUGUGAGGGUCAUGAGUCUGCUCUGAUGGACUGUCCCCGCUCCAACUCAAGCACCUGCUCCUCUGGAGCCACUGUCAACCUCACCUGCUCAGAACCGAUCAGGUUGGUGGGAGGAGCCAGUCGCUGUGCUGGGAUUCUGGAGAUGAAACUCAGAGGGGAGUGGAGACGAGUGUCUGUACCCAAUAACGAUUUUGAACAGGAGGACACAGCUGUUGUGUGCAGAGACCUGAACUGUGGCUUUGCUGUGCGUGGAGACAGCAGAGAUGAUUUUCCUAAGAGUCCUGUGUGGAAGACCAGAAUUUCCUGUGUGAGGAAUUCUUCAGUGAGAAGAUGUGUCAUCCCUUCCUCCUCCUCCUCGUCUUCCUGGGGUGUGGACGUGGAGUGUUCAGAGGCGGCGUCAGGGAGAGGCUCCAGCAGAGAGUGAGACCGGUUCAGACCUGAGUUGGUCCAGUUUCAGAAAUCAUCAUCAUCAUCAUCAUCUUUUAUUGUC
Molecule: messenger RNA, 4647 nt
Organism: Boleophthalmus pectinirostris (great blue-spotted mudskipper)
Lineage: Eukaryota; Metazoa; Chordata; Actinopteri; Gobiiformes; Gobiidae
Product: deleted in malignant brain tumors 1 protein-like
Exons: 21
Coding region: 1-4581 (1526 amino acids)
Cellular component (GO): membrane
Source: RefSeq, a predicted model, not a curated record